Messenger RNA from Trichomonas vaginalis G3, 900 nucleotides. RefSeq lists its product as uncharacterized. The record is from RefSeq and is a predicted model, not a curated record. The coding region runs from base 1 to 900 and encodes 299 amino acids. The transcript has a single exon. NCBI's taxonomy places the organism in Eukaryota, Parabasalia, Trichomonadida, Trichomonadidae.
AUGAAACAAUACAAUUUUUCAAACACAAAUAAAGUAGAAAUCAAUGAAAUAAUUAAUAUUUCCUGGGAGUUAAAUGAAGGAAUUCACAUUUAUUCGUUUUAUGUUGUAGAUUCGAACAAUACUGAAUCCAAUGUUUUGAAUAUCUCUGUUAAUUAUAUUUAUAUUCGUCCAAUUCUAACAUUAAUUACAAAAGAAAAUCAGCAAUUUAUCAAGAAUGGUGGAAAGUUAUUUAUUAACCUAACUAUUUGGGAAGCGUAUGAAUCUGUACAUAUUACAAUAUAUUAUUCAAUUGACGAUCGUGCUAAAUCUCAAUAUCAUCAAGGCGAUUUCCAAAAUACACAUGGAUUAAUUAUUCCUGACUAUAUUAAAUUUCCUGAUGAUCUUUCAGAAAGUGAAAAUCAUAAAAUCACUAUUUGGGCAACAGAUCAGUAUGAUGUUAAUUCAACUAUCUACAGCUUUAAUUUCAGUUAUAAAUACAAUCCUCCAGAACUAACAAUCACUACAGAAGACAAUCAACAAUUCAAGAAGAAUGAUGAAAAAAGUCUCAUUAUCAGAGGAAAUUUACGAGAUAAAGAUGGUGAAGGUCCAGUAUCUCUUUUCUAUCAGAUUGAAGGAUACAGUUCAGUUCGGAUUAAAAACUACACUAUUAGAUCUGAAUCAUUUUUUGAAAUAAGCCAAAAAGUUAAUUUCCCAUACGAUCUUUCAGAGAAAACAAAUUAUGCAAUUAACAUUUGGGCAAGUGAUGAAUUAAACAAAAACUCAUCAAUCACAACGCUACAUUUCUCAUAUGCAUUUAACGAUCCUGAACUAACAAUCAGCAAAUCCAUAAAAUUGAUGGAAAGAAUCUUAAUAUUCUUGGAUAUAUCAUGGAUAAAGAUGGAAAUGGAACAGUCUCAUUAA